Antechinus flavipes (yellow-footed antechinus) is the source of this 2265-nucleotide messenger RNA. It is a transcript of the gene TLCD3B, whose product is annotated as TLC domain containing 3B. Gene Ontology annotation, biological process: ceramide biosynthetic process; lipid homeostasis. NCBI's taxonomy places the organism in Eukaryota, Metazoa, Chordata, Mammalia, Dasyuromorphia, Dasyuridae. The record is from RefSeq and is a predicted model, not a curated record. Gene Ontology annotation, cellular component: endoplasmic reticulum; membrane. Gene Ontology annotation, molecular function: sphingosine N-acyltransferase activity. Bases 498 to 1346 code for a protein of 282 amino acids. The transcript has 6 exons.
GCUAGUGGCCCCGUGCCCCGCAUGUUGGCGCAAGUAGACGCCCAGGAGCGAAAACCACCGCCCGGCGCCCCCUCUUCAGCCUUUGCCGUGUCUCUUAAGCUCUCAACUGCGUUUUAGACGGGACAGAUUAGGAGAGGACCGUUGAGCUGAAAGAGAAUGGAAGACUACGGACCCACUCUCCCACCCUCGGGUUUCCCCCCUCCCCUCCCCUCCAAAUAACAGAGAAUUUGGGGGGGUUGGGGAGGGGAUGGGUUUUUAAUUUUUAAAAAUUACGUUAGAUGUUCCCCCUCUCCUUUUUCUUAAGAGGAAAAAGGAAUGUUUUUUAGAGUUUUUCGGUUUGUUUUGUUUUCAAAUAUAAAUAUGUAUAGAGAGAGUUAAAGGGGGAGAAAGAUCUCUUAAAGGAGGAUUAGCUAAUCCCACUCCCUCUGCAAUUUCUGGAGCUGAGAAGAAAAUCACUAACUUUUCUUUUCCAUUCUUCUUGUCCCUCAGAAGCAGGUAUGUCCCUACUUUUUGUAGUAGGCUGCCUUUUCUUCCCACUGUUCUUUACCAUCCUUUGCUGGAGCCUGCAGAAGCAUUCCAGUCUGCAAAUGGAGAAAAAGGAGGCUGUCUUGGUGGCAUCCAAGCUAGUAUCCUCAGUCCAAGCUAUCAUGGCCUCCACAGCUGGCUACAUUGUCUCCACUUCCUGCAAACAUAUCAUUGAUGACCAACACUGGCUAUCCUCAGCUUAUACCCAGUUUGCAGUGCCCUACUUCAUCUACGACAUCUACGCCAUGUUCCUGUGUCACUGGCACAAACACCAGGUCAAAGGUCAUGGAAAGGAUGAGGGAGGGGCUGGCCCCCCAGGAGGCACUUGGGCUGUGGCCCGAGGCUACCUGCACAAGGAAUUCCUCAUGGUGCUGCACCAUGCAGUCAUGGUGCUGGUCUGCUUUCCACUAUCAGUGGUGUGGCGCCAAGGCAAGGGGGACUUCUUCCUGGGCUGUAUGUUGAUGGCUGAAGUCAGCACACCCUUUGUCUGCCUGGGCAAGAUCCUCAUCCAGUACAAGCAGCAGCACACCUUGCUGCACAAAGUGAAUGGUACCCUGAUGCUGCUGAGCUUCCUGUGCUGUCGAGUACUACUCUUCCCCUACCUGUACUGGGCCUAUGGGCAGCAUGCAGGCCUGCCCCUGCUCUCCGUGCCCCUCAAUAUCCCAGCCCAUGUCAACCUGGGGGCCGCCCUGCUGCUUGCUCCACAGCUCUACUGGUUUUUCCUCAUCUGUCGGGGAGCGUGCCGGCUCUUUAGGCCUCGGGGAUCUGCCCCUCCAGCCCCCCGCCAGCCCCCAGGGCUGCAUGAUGGGCCCCGGGACUGAGGGGAGUGGAGUGGGGACACCCAUUCCCUCCAGGAAUUGGGCUCUGGGACUGAUGGGUAGGGAUGGGGACCAGGGGCCUUUCCAGUGGUCCUAGGCCUGAGGAUAGGGAUGGAGAAGUUGGGGGAAAGCUUCUCCCUGUAAGAUGAUAAAGGGAAAGAACAGGGACCAGGCUUGUAGGAAACAGCUACCUCUCUUGUCCCCAGGGUGCCUGGGACUUAGGGACAGAGGGUUUGGAAUGGCCAACAAUCUCCUCUGUGUAGGGACUAGAAAAGUGGAAAUUAGGAGGCACUCUCCUGCUUAUAUAACCCCAGGGAUACCCCUUUUCCAACUAUAAUCUGCAAGGGGCCUAGAAGAGGGAAAUUAAAGAGGAAGGCGCCCUAUUCCACAGCAAUUUUGGGUAGGAUGGACUAAGAGGAAUUGUAGAGGAUCAAGGAGUAAAGCAGGGAAGGGCCCUCUCUUUUUUGCCAAGGACGCGCCUAUUUCCCUUCCCCUUCUGCUGUAGUCUAGGGGAGGGCAGCUCCUAAUCUCAUGCAUCCCUCUGGGGGAGAGAGGUCUCACCAGGGGUCAGGUUGGCUACCCCUUAGAGCUAGCUAGCUCCUCUCCUGCACAGGAAGCCCAGCAUCUCUACAGACCCUUAGGGAUCUCAUUUAUUUCCCCAGGUUUGUAUUAGUCUCUUAGGGGGAGGCACCCACCACCACCUGGCCCAGCCUCUCCAGUGCUGAGGGCCCCAUUGGGGGGAGCUGGGGGAGAGGCUCCAGCGCUCUUCCUUCAGACUACAUGAUUUGGCCUUCUUGCCCUCUCCCACCUGUCCCUGGUGCUACAGACCUCUUGAGGCUUCCUCCAGAUCCAGGAGCAGGGGGAACCUUGGGAGGCGCUACAUAAAGACCGCUAAUAAAAGACAAGAUCAGCGUGAAUGCCA